This is a messenger RNA of Alternaria alternata, 1265 nucleotides long. RefSeq lists its product as hypothetical. The transcript is spliced from 2 exons. The coding region runs from base 336 to 839 and encodes 167 amino acids. The record is from RefSeq and is a predicted model, not a curated record. NCBI's taxonomy places the organism in Eukaryota, Fungi, Ascomycota, Dothideomycetes, Pleosporales, Pleosporaceae.
CGCCUAACAUUUCAAGACAUGUAGGAAUAAUUACUGCAAUAGACUCGACACUCCCACCGAUCCUCGCAGUCGCAUCAUAGAGUCUAGAUCAGCGCAUUGCCGAUCGCGCCCCUCCGAGGCCCGCAACCCGGCAAACCUGUGCGGCGGCUACCAUGGUGUAACAGCCGAUCGGGCAACCCCAUGGCUGGGGAUCUGCGGCAGCUGCACCCCUGGCAAACGUCAUCCAUCCAGCCCUACGCGCUAAAUCUCCGCUUUAGCACUUUCUUGACGCCAUCUUGAGCACCACAUUUCACGAACCAUAAACGUAUAACCUACGUUUGCUCUCCUUCUCCCUCAUGCGGAUCCUACGCAAUCUAAUUAGCAAUUUCACACGUAACGCUCCAAAACGCGACUUUGCUCACGUUCACGACGUGCAGAUCAAGUGGGAAAGAGUACCGGCACAGAACGGGAAAAAGCAAGAGCAAGAAGCUGGCAAUAUGUCUUUGAACGUUUUCAAGCAACCCCUCGCGCUUCACUCCACACAGCCUUUGACCGGAUUCACCCGUUCAGGCUACUGUGAGGUACCCGCAUCAGAUGCUGGCAACCACGCCAUAGCAGGUAUCGUGUCAAAAGAGUUCCUCGACUUCUCUGCCGCACGUGGCAACGAUUUGCGUCAAGUAGGACUUACGGAUGGCUGCAAAUGGUGCCUUUGUGUGAACAGGUGGAAAGAGGCUUUUGACGCUAGGACAGGCAUGGAUGACAAGAAGGUUCCCAAGGUUGUCAUGAAAGCGACGAAUGAGAAGGCGUUGAAAGGGGUGAGUAUGGAUGAUUUGAAGGCUUUUGCUGUGGACAAGGAGUAGGGUAGGAUGGGAUUUGUCUAGCAGUCACUCCCUCGUUCUAUCGAACACGACGGAUCAAUUACAGAUCCAGACGUAAUUACGCGUCCUAUGCUUGCACAGUCUCCUGUUCGUGUCACUCUCUCUCAAUGACUUCCGUCCAGUCAUCGAGUGACUUGCUUAAAUACUCCAGAUGCGUCUCUGGCAUUUCCAUCAGCAGCUCUGCAUGCGUCAGUUCGCCAAGCCAGGCCAUGAUAGCAACUUUUUCUUUGCUACGAAUAUCUCUUUGUGUAUCGUCGGGACCAGCAUUAUUCGUGUGGGUGGUGUUGACGGUAGUAGUAUUUUCGGAGGUUGUGUUGAUUGCGGUAGCUGUCGUGGAGAUACUGUCGGAAGCGUUCACGGGGGCAUGGUUGGCGACAAUAGCGUUGAUGGUGAAAAACGCAUUCUCCU